Molecule: messenger RNA, 1239 nt
Organism: Camellia sinensis
Lineage: Eukaryota; Viridiplantae; Streptophyta; Magnoliopsida; Ericales; Theaceae
Product: hevamine-A
Biological process (GO): carbohydrate metabolic process
Cellular component (GO): extracellular region
Molecular function (GO): chitinase activity
Source: RefSeq, a predicted model, not a curated record
AAGCAUUAUUGAGCAAGCCCUAGCCCUAUAAAAAGCAUUCCUUCCUAGACAUGUUUGUGCACAAAAACAACACAGUUCAAUCAUAUUUACACUAGUUCAAGAAAUCAAAGCCGAGGUGGCCUAGCUAUCUAGCUUAGAAUGGCAUUCAGGAAAAUGAGUCUGGCAAGCUUCCUCUUCCUCCCAUUGCUAAUGCUACUAUUAGUGUCGGGUUCUAACGCUGGAGGGAUUGCUAUAUACUGGGGUCAAAACGGAAAUGAAGGCACUCUAGCGGAGACUUGUGCUACAGGGAACUAUGAUUUUGUGAACCUCGCAUUUCUUUCGACAUUUGGCAACGGUCAGACACCCAUGAUCAACCUCGCCGGUCACUGUGAUCCGUAUAGCAAUGGUUGCACUGGUUUAAGCUCAGACAUUAAAUCGUGUCAAGCGAAGGGAAUCAAGGUGAUUCUUUCUAUUGGAGGAGGGGCAGGGAGCUAUUACCUAGCCUCCUCAGAUGAUGCUAGACAAGUCGCGACUUAUCUCUGGAACAACUUCUUGGGGGGACAAUCUUCGUCCCGCCCACUUGGCGCUGCAGUAUUAGAUGGAAUCGACUUUGAUAUCGAGGGAGGUACAAACCUAUACUGGGAUGACCUUGCCCGGUACCUUGCAGGAUACAGCAAGCAAGGUAAGAAGGUUUACUUAACUGCCGCUCCCCAGUGUCCGUUCCCCGAUGCUUGGGUCGGAGGUGCACUCAAGACCGGUCUUUUUGAUUAUGUUUGGGUUCAAUUCUAUAACAACCCUCCUUGCCAAUACGCGUCCGGGAAUGUUGGAAAUCUUGAAGAUGCGUGGAAGCAAUGGAUUUCAGAUAUUCCGGCUAAGAAGAUUCUCCUAGGUCUGCCUGCUGCUCCUGAUGCAGCUGGAAGCGGUUUCAUUCCCGUUUCUGAUCUCACCUCCAUAGUGCUUCCGGCAAUUAAGGGUUAUCCCAAGUACGGAGGUGUGAUGCUUUGGUCUAAGUACUAUGAUGAUCAGACUGGUUACAGCUCUUCCAUUAAAACGCAUGUCUAAAAGAUGUUUCCUACUACUCGUGUGGUUUCAUAUCUAUCCUAUUUACAUGCAUUAUGUAUAAAUAUUGGAAUAUGUUAUUUUCCCUUUUUGCAUAUAUAUAUAUAUAUAUACAAGUUGAGUGUGUUUGAAGGUUAUAUAUAAGUUGAGUGUGUUUUGAAGGUUGGUGUGAAUGGAAAUUUUAAUAUAUAUGAGCAUGUA